AUGGCGGAAGCUACGCAUACGACCACCGCUCCGCCUGGAGCAUGUCCGACGCACGCAGAGGUCCAUGAAGCGCCGCCACUCUUCCAGAAUGGCGUCCUGACCUUUCAGGCCCAUCAUGUCGGAUGGAUUGUUGCUAGCUUUUUUGCCAUAGUCGCAACAGCAGUCUCGAUUUGGUUGAUUAUCAAGGCUAGUUACAGCACUUGGCAGCCACCUGCGGCGUUUCUAACAUUGCCGCCUGUAGCACCUUUCCUGGUACACCAAUCGACGACAACAACGUCAGAUUGUAAGACUACUCCUCAUGGUUCCAAUCUACGCGAUUAUCAGCUGCGGUUGCUAUUUCUUCUGGGUGAGCACUCAAAGUCGGGCCUUCAUUGCGGAGCGCUUACCCGUGUCGAUGAACAGAAUCACGCUAUUCCUCUCAGCCUUAUUCGUGACGCCUACGAGGGCAUUAUUCUCGCCGCCUUCUUUUAUCUCCUCUUACAAUACCUCGCACCUACCCAGGCAGAGCAAAAAGAGUACUUCCGGACCUACAAGCUUCAGAAAUGGGCCUGGCCUUUUGGAUGGGUGAAAAGAAAGCCGGAUGGUCUCUACUUUCUUCAGCUCAUGAAAUGGGCCAUCCUUCAAUAUUGCUGGGUCAGACCUUUGACCACCUUUGCAGCAAUCAUUAUGAACAUGAUAGGUAUUUACUGCGAGGCAUCCUGGAGUCCGCGCUUUGGCAGUGUAUGGAUUCUGAUCAUCGUCUCUUUGUCAGUGACGGUGGCAAUGUACUGCCUGAUUCAGUUCUACCUGUCCAUCUCGGACAGAAUCAAGCAGCAUCGGCCCAUACUCCAGCUCUUCUCCAUCAAAGCCAUUAUCUUUUUGAUGUUCUGGCAAACCGCCUUUUUGAGCGCUUUGCACUCCUUCGACGUCAUCAAGGAUACUAAAUAUAUGACCGCGCGAGAUAUCAAUGUCGGAUUUGCAGCUCUUUUGCAGACAUUUGAGAUGAUGCUCUUUGCAUUUCUCCACGUAAGCUGCUUCUCGUAUAUCCCAUACCGGAAGGCAGAUCGUUCAGAAAUGACGCCCAAAGGCCCAGCCUUUCUCAACGCCAUGGACUUUCGUGAUUUCUGGCGCGAGACGCGAGACGGUUCUGUUUAUAUGUGGCGAACUGCACGUGGAAAGGAGGCAGAGUUUGAAGCAAGGCGACGCACUCACUUUGAACGCGCGAUGGGAAAGAGCCGCACCGUUACUGAUGUAAAGAAGGAGCUGCCGCCAGAACCUCACCCACCGGAGGACGACGAGGAUAGUGCCGAUGAAGGUUUCUCCCACUUCAACCGCAAACCCCUGGGUGCGCAUGGAAGAACUUCAUCGGGCAAGCCAUCCAAGAAAUCAAGUGGAAUCAAGCAGCAAGGAUCCCGAGAGAAGAAACCGCGAGCAAUCGAGAUUGACGAGGAGAUGGCUCUCCCCGGUCAUGAACGAGGUCAACGCUCGUGGUGGAAUCGCAUGUACGGACGCCUUUCGGGAGAUGAUCCCGAGUCUGAGAUCGAUCUGGCAAGGGGUAAAAGAUCCAAAGGCGAUGCGAUUGCACUUCCUCUCCAUUCCUCGGACGGCAAGGUUCGCGCCUAUGCCACCGGAAUUAUGGACCUAGAUGAGCCACCUCCACCAUCUCUCCUUGGCAAGUCAAGAGCCUCCGGUGCGGUACUGAAGAGCUACGAGAUUGAUGAGAAGCAGCCGUUUUUGGACUGGGACCCCUCCACCACGCAGCCACCCCGUGUUCCCGAUCUCGCUGAAUCCUCUCGCCGUUCGGAGGUUACGUCUCCUAAUCCUCAGUCGGCAAAAGGGAAAGGCUCUCAAAUUAGCAAACACCAGAAGGAGGAUAGCCUUUUAGACCGCAUCUUCACCCGAUCACACGAAUCCAGCAGGGGUCAUGAUGUUGUGACUGACCAGGCGGCAGAUCACCCUGGAGGCUUGCCUAGUCUUUUCCAGAAACCCCAGGAUGUUAUAGGUGCCGUCAGAGGAUGGGCAAUGCAUGCCGUCAAACGACCUGCGACGGUCGAGCCAGAGCCUGUCCCCAAGGACGUACCUGGCGAGAAGGCAGACGACCUACCUUCUAUUCCUACGCCAAGUCCAUCUCCACCAAGAAAACCGUCAAAAGGGAAAGAGAUUUCACCACAGGCGGUUGUCGCACCGAUAGUAGCACCCGCUCAGCCCACGCCAGUCCUUCAUCAAAGUCUCUCACGAGCUAGGAGACCAAGCGUACUCAUCGCUGAUGAGGCUGGAAUUAUACCUCCAAUCGAGCAGCCAAAGACGAAAGCCAGUGACAGAACGACUACGUGGGUCCAGUCGACCGUGCCUCUCGCCGCUGCGGGGCCCGCGUCUAGAUUGGAGGCGACACAGUUUGGCAUGAAUGUCAACAGGGUAACGGCUGAGCCUGUAUCGUUCCCUGGAUACAACUCGCGUUCGGUGAAAGGACCUCGCAAACCUCAAAGACUGGUCAUGCCCACGCCUCUCUCUCCUGCCCGGUAUCCCGGUGGACAACCCAGCCAACCGGCAUUCGGCAUUCUUUCAUCCAUGGGAACGCAUUUUUCGAACAUCCCCAACCCGCAUGCUCUGCCUCCCGGAGCUGGAUAUGGACCUGCGCAUCACCCUCGGCCAGCACCCGUUUCUGCUCGGGUCAUCAACGCAUCCUUUGUGUCUCCGGCGAUGCAGGGAAGGACUGCUGAGCCGUAUGAGGACUUCAACGUCAUCUCCCCCACCUUUGUGCCUCCCCAACAGCCACGUCAGCCUCGCUCUCAAUUUAGGGACCAGCAGCAAACAGAGAGUAGACGCCAAGGUGUGCGGCCAGAUCGAAAGCGAUCGACAUCUCCUUUCGGGAUUCAGCCUGCUUUGUCUGAUAGCGAAUCUCUCCCUCGCCAUCCCGCUCUUCGCCAACACGCUACUCGACGAAGAAGGCAAUCCCAACCAUUGCCGCAGACGCCUGGAUCUGCACGGCCUACAAAGAGACCUAAUUCUGGCGGACCCCCCGAGGCCGCCCCAAGACAGCGCCCAGGACCCUUGCACUCUACGUCCUACAACGCUGAUGUGUCAAUCAGUCCAUCCGUUGCGACUGCGAACCUCAAGAGUCCAUCUUCGCCAUCUUCGCCUCACUCACCCAAUGGCGAUACUCGUUAUCCUCGUGCGACUUCUCGUUCCAACUAUUUUGACGCUUACGACACCGUGGACCCGUAUCUUACGAACAUUCAUGACGUUCUCCCGCCAAAUGUUCCCCCAAAGCCUUCGUCUUCCUCUCCUGUCCGUCGGCUCCUGCGACGGUAA
This is a messenger RNA of Serendipita indica DSM 11827, 3291 nucleotides long. Lineage: Eukaryota; Fungi; Basidiomycota; Agaricomycetes; Sebacinales; Serendipitaceae. The record is from the annotation of a GenBank genome assembly.